AUGACGACCGAGGAGUUCGCGAUUAUUUCCAGUCUGACCACGAAGGUCGUGGCCUCAAUCGAUGCGUACAAAGCAGCCAAGACUGAAAUAGCGCGGCGCGAUGCCCUUCAGAACGCUACAAGUCUCGUAAGAGCUCUGGAAAAUCCCGCGGAUGCGAUUUACAAGUUGUUCGCUUCGCCUGGUGUGCUGAUGGCCGUGAAAACCGCCAAUGACCUAGGUGUUUUCACUGUUUUAUCCCAAACGACUUCUUUUGCCACGUGUAAAGAACUGGCUGUGCAGAAGAAUGCGGACAUUCAGCUCGUUGAACGCAUCAUGCGUGUUCUUGUUUGCAAUGGCUUCGCCAGUGAAGUGGAUCCCGGCCAAUAUGAGCCUACUGCCUUGUCAAGGCAAAUGACGGAGAGGAAAUCGAUUGGGACAAUGGACUCACUGUUCGUCGACUUUUUACCCAUCAUUCAGAAAACACCAGAGUACUUUCAAAAGUCUGACUACAGAAAUCCUGGGGAUCCCAAGGAUGGUCCAUUUCAACAUGCCUACAACACAACUGGUUCCUGCUGGGACUGGCUAGCUAAGAACCCAGGGGCACUGGACCGCUUUAACACUUUCAUGGAGGGCUCCCGAGACGAGAUCUCUCACUGGGCUAACUGGUUCCCCGUUCAGGAGCAGUUACUAGAUGGAGCAUCGGCUGACCAUCCUCUGCUUGUUGAUGUUGGCGGGAAUCGUGGUCAUGAGCUCCUCGAAUUCAAGGAAAAGUUCCCAUUGGAGGCUAAAAGGCUUGUACUUGAGGAUUUGCCGUCGGUGAUCGAGGAUAUUCAAAACCUUGACAGUGAUAUUUUGAGAGUCAAACAUGACUUUUUCGACCCGCAACCAAUCAAAGGUGCUCGUGCAUACUAUUUCAAGCACAUUAUGCACGAUUGGUCCGAUGAUAACUGCAGGAUAAUUUUGAAACACACUAUCGCUGCUAUGGAGAAGGGAUAUUCCAAAAUCUUGAUCGAAGAUUACGUCGUUCCCGAUCAAAAUGCCGGGGUCAAGGAGACUUUGAUCGAUAUGGUGGUCAUGGUAUGGUGUCCAGGAAUCGAGCGGACUCGUCACCGAUGGACCGAGCUGCUACAGUCAGUCGGAUUAACUAUCACGAACUUCUGGCUGCCUCAUGGGUACAACAAAGGCAUUAUCGAAGCUGAAAUACAGUAG
This is a messenger RNA of Penicillium paradoxum, 1188 nucleotides long. RefSeq lists its product as uncharacterized. The coding region runs from base 1 to 1188 and encodes 395 amino acids. The transcript has 5 exons. NCBI's taxonomy places the organism in Eukaryota, Fungi, Ascomycota, Eurotiomycetes, Eurotiales, Aspergillaceae. Gene Ontology annotation, molecular function: O-methyltransferase activity. The record is from RefSeq and is a predicted model, not a curated record.